This is a messenger RNA of Trichechus manatus latirostris (Florida manatee), 2788 nucleotides long. It is a transcript of the gene CCNY, whose product is annotated as cyclin Y. Lineage: Eukaryota; Metazoa; Chordata; Mammalia; Sirenia; Trichechidae. Gene Ontology annotation, molecular function: cyclin-dependent protein serine/threonine kinase activator activity; protein kinase binding. Gene Ontology annotation, biological process: regulation of cyclin-dependent protein serine/threonine kinase activity; regulation of canonical Wnt signaling pathway. Bases 756 to 1619 code for a protein of 287 amino acids. The record is from RefSeq and is a predicted model, not a curated record. The transcript has 10 exons. Gene Ontology annotation, cellular component: cytoplasmic cyclin-dependent protein kinase holoenzyme complex; plasma membrane.
CUGCCUUGGAAACCAUACUGUCCUAUAGGGUGGCUUUGAGCUGGAAUCAUCUUGAUGGCAGUGAGUUUUUUAGAGUAUGGUUGGUAGUGAUGAUGUUGCUCUAGAUUUUUCAGUUUCCAUUUUUUGCUCAAUAUUUUUAUAAUCGAUAACAUGAAGUUUGAUAGACAUUUCCGAAAUAUAAGCAUCUUCUGAAAAUAAUUCAGAUCUGAACCUGUGCAUUAUAUUACACUGGGUAGUGAAAUGUAGUGAUUGCCAUUUGAAUUUUAAAAUUCCUUAGAGUUUUGGUUGUGUGUGUUUGAUUUAUAAUAAACCCUUAAAAAAAUUAAACAAAAUUUUGAAGCCCUGUGUCAUGCCAUUUUAGGGGAAGUAUUGUCUUUAUGUGGGUGUGUUCUAGAGCAGAGAUUUUAAGGUACUUAGUCGCCAUGUUUAAUUUGUCUUCCAUGACUCUGCUCAGUGAUGUUCUCUGAAAGGAAGUAUUCCGGGUGGUAGAGCCUUGUGUGUUAUUACUCACACGUAUUGAAAUGGUUUACCUGAUACAUUACAUGGAUUAUCUUAUAUUUUCCUUUAAAAUAUCACUUUUGGAGCCAAGUUAAGAUGACUGUCUUAGCAAAACAUGAUUUCAUUUCACAGUGAUCUUCUUGUACCAGUGAGUUUGGCAGUAGAUUACGUAUGAAAAUCUUCUUCAUUUGUACAUUAUGGUUUCUGUGAGAAUUUCAGAGCCGAACAGUAAAUGGACAUACAUAUAAGAUUUGAACAUGGAAUUCAAUCCUUCAGACCAUCCUCGGGCCAGCACAAUAUUCCUCAGUAAAUCUCAGACGGAUGUGAGAGAAAAACGCAAGAGUCUCUUCAUUAACCAUCAUCCUCCAGGACAAAUAGCAAGGAAAUACAGCUCCUGCUCCACUAUUUUCCUAGAUGAUAGCACAGUCAGUCAGCCAAACCUCAAGUAUACAAUUAAAUGUGUAGCUCUUGCAAUAUAUUAUCACAUCAAAAACAGGGACCCAGAUGGAAGAAUGCUCUUAGAUAUUUUUGAUGAAAACCUUCACCCUCUUUCGAAAUCCGAAGUGCCACCAGAUUAUGACAAACACAACCCAGAGCAGAAACAGAUCUACCGGUUUGUUCGGACGCUGUUCAGCGCUGCCCAGCUGACGGCUGAAUGUGCCAUAGUCACCCUGGUAUAUCUUGAGAGACUUUUGACGUAUGCAGAGAUAGAUAUCUGUCCGGCAAACUGGAAGCGAAUUGUACUUGGGGCUAUCCUGCUGGCCUCCAAGGUGUGGGACGACCAGGCAGUCUGGAACGUGGAUUACUGCCAGAUCCUGAAAGACAUCACAGUCGAAGACAUGAAUGAGCUAGAGCGACAGUUUCUUGAAUUGCUCCAGUUCAACAUCAACGUUCCUUCCAGUGUUUACGCCAAGUAUUAUUUUGAUCUCCGUUCUCUGGCAGAAGCAAACAACCUGAGCUUCCCCUUGGAGCCCCUCAGCAGGGAGAGGGCUCACAAGCUUGAGGCCAUCUCUCGGUUGUGCGAGGAUAAGUACAAGGACUUGAGAAGACCCACACGGAAGCGGUCGGCGAGUGCUGACAACCUGACUCUGGCGAGGUGGUCCCCGGCCAUCAUCUCCUAACAGGGGACCUCCUUUUCCAAGGACUGUUUCCAUCCCUCUGCUUUCUCCUUUAGUUCGAGAAAAGACAAGACUUGGGGUGGUUUUUUGGUUUUGCUUUCAUUUUUUCCUUCCCUUUUCUUUCUUUCUUUUUUUUAAAUUAGUAGCUCCAUCAGACUGUCAGCGACACCUCCGCGCCAUGGCCACCUGCAGCAAGGCUUCGGGGACGCGAAGUCAGUAUUCUGGAAAUCCUGUUUCAUGCCUUUCCGCCAUCAUCAUUAAUAGCAUUUCGUUUGUGGAGGAAACACUGACUCUAAUCCUGGAGGAGGAAAUAAAGGGAAAGAAAAGUAGUAUAGAGGCAGGGAAAGAUGUCUGAAUGGCUUUGCCAUCUCCUAAGUCCACCUGUCUCGUCAGUAGAUCAAUAUAACGUGAAAAAAAAGCCUAGAUAAACAGAUUUGGAUGUGCAUUAAAGAAACCGAGUGGCCGUGUUUUAUCAUAACCUCUUUGGAUUAGUAUGUUCUGUGAGACUUUUUGCAUUCCUUCUUGCUGCUGCCUUUGGGUCUGGGGGAUUUUUGUUUGUUUUCACGCUGUUUUGGUUUUGGUCCCACAGAGCAGAGAAUAUAGUUUGUACCUGCCAUGGCACAGACCUCCAAAUAAAUAGUAUUGGUUGCUCCUCCCUGCACUCUUCCUGUGAGCUGUCUUCUGAGCUUUUUUCCUCACAAGUGGGACGCACUUGUUACGUUUCCGUACACCUUUAUAUGAUCUACUUUUUCUUCAACAAUGGCAAAAUUAACUUUACUGUAGUGCUGAACCAAAAGUCCCCCUUUCCACCCUUAUCCCUCACCCCAAGAAAAUUCUACAUCACACAGGUGCUUGUGCCUUCCUGUUUUCUCUGACCUGAAGUUGUUAAAAAACCAGUCAGACUUUGUGGGCUGAAGGAAACAAUGUGCCGCAGAAGGUCCCUUCUGGAUGAGAUUUGUUUUUCAGGUGUUUUCCUGAAGUCACUGAGAAGGAGCCAUUUUUUUGUACACCCUGCCUAGUUCAUUAUUCCAUGUUCACAUCCAUUGUUGCAAGCAAUAUUCUUCUCAAUUUUUAUAUGUUUACUUUAAAUCAGAGUUCUGUCUAUUUGUAUAAAAUUUUUAAAAAAUCUAAAAUUAAAAAAAAAAAACAGCAACAAAAAAACAAAGGUGGGU